Hevea brasiliensis (rubber tree) is the source of this 1350-nucleotide messenger RNA. Its product is annotated as UDP-glucose iridoid glucosyltransferase-like. Lineage: Eukaryota; Viridiplantae; Streptophyta; Magnoliopsida; Malpighiales; Euphorbiaceae. Gene Ontology annotation, molecular function: UDP-glycosyltransferase activity. The coding region runs from base 1 to 1350 and encodes 449 amino acids. The transcript is spliced from 2 exons. The record is from RefSeq and is a predicted model, not a curated record.
AUGGAGCCCAAGAGAUGCCGCAGAGUGGUGCUAGUCCCAUGCCCAUUCCAAGGCCAUAUUAAUCCAAUGCUUCAGCUUGGGACCAUCCUGUACUCCAAGGGAUUUUUUAUUACCAUUGUUCACCCUCAAUUUAAUUCUCCUAAUCCCUCCAAACACCCUGAAUUUGAUUUCCAGUUUGUCCAAGAGGGCUUAUCCAAACAUGAUUUUGCCUCUGGAAAUUUGGUGGAUAUCAUUUUGGCAUUGAAUGAAAGGUGCAAAAUACCCUUUCAGGAAUGCUUGCUUCGGAUGAUGCUACAGCAAGAGUCUCAUGAUGAGAUUGCUUGCAUCAUAUAUGAUGACCUCAUGUACUUUUCAGAAGAGGUGGCUACUAAUCUCAGUAUUCCAAGCAUUGUAUUGCGCACUAGCAGUGCAGCCAGCCUUCUUUCUCGACUGGCCAUUCUCCAACUCAAGGAAGAAGGUUACAUCCCCUUUCCAGAUGCUAUGUCACAGGACCCAGUACCUGAAUUUCGCACCUUAAGGUUCAAGGAUCUACCGAUUUGCAAUUUUGGAACACCAGAGAAUUUCUAUCAGCUGCUGGCUCAUAUGUGCGAUGUAAAAACAUCUUCAGCUGUCAUUUGGAAUACCAUGGAUUGCCUUGAAGAAUCGCUACUGGCCGAGCAGCAGCUAAAACAAUUCCCUAUUCCAAUCUUCACUGUGGGCCCUAUGCACAAAUUUGCACCAGCUUGUUCCAGCAGUCUGUUAAAAGAGGAUACUAGCUGCAUUGAAUGGCUUGACAAGCAAGAUCCUAACUCAGUUCUUUACAUAAGUUUGGGAAGUAUGGCUUGCACUGAUGAGAAAGAAUUGGCAGAAAUGGCAUGGGGUCUUGCCAAUAGCAAGCAGCCUUUCCUGUGGGUGAUUAGGCCUGGUUCAAUAGUGGGUUCAGAGUGGAUCGAAUCAUUGCCGGAGGGUUUCAUGGAAGCUGUUGGAGAAAGAGGUUGCAUCGUGAAAUGGGCACCACAGAGGCAAGUGUUGGCACAUCCUUCAGUGGGAGGAUUUUGGACCCAUUGUGGUUGGAAUUCGACCUUGGAGACUAUAUCUGAGGGGGUUCCUAUGAUAUGCAGACCAUGUUUCGCAGAUCAAUUGGUAACUGCAAGGUUCGUGAGCCAUGUUUGGAGAAUAGGAUUGCAACUAGAGAACCAGUUGGAGCGAAACGAGAUAGAGAAAUCUGUGAGAAGAUUAAUGAUAGAUGAAGAUGGGGAGGAAAUGAGGAAGAGGGCUGAGGAUUUGAAGGAAAAGUUGGAAGCCUGUUUCAAGAAAGGUGGUUCUUCCUACAAUUCCCUGAAUAAGCUAGUGGAGUUUAUAUCAUCUUAG